CUUACCAGAUGUUGUCAAGAAGGAACGCCUAGUAUUUACACCAUAACCUCAUUUUGUAAUGUUUGGGAUUGAUUUGUGGAUUUCGAAUCAUAAUUUGAGUAAUAUAUUCCAACACCAUUUGCAGAUGUACUCGUAUGUCUGAUCUUUUAUAAAUAAUGGGAUCAUAUAUUAACUCUAAUCAGCGUAUUUAGAAUAUUGUAUUUUAACUGCUGAAAUCUAGGUCUAACCUAACCAGCAGACAACUUUUCUUAAUUAAUUAUGGAUCUUAAUUUUUUAAACAGUGAUGAACACAACACACUCAAUCUAUCAGGCCAAGGCCUUAAAAAACUCACCAAAGGCCACUGUAGUGAAGAUGCCCACAAAGUAACUUCAUUAUCGCUUGACAGCAAUGAACUUCAGAGGCUUGACAACAUAAAUGGAUUUCCCAAUUUGAUGGAACUAAGCGCUAGCCAUAAUCAGUUAUUGCGGAUGCACAGUGUGAACCAACUCCACCAUCUUGUACGACUGGACCUUUCUCACAACAACUUGCUCAGCAUCGAGGGACUCAAGGACUUGGAACAUCUCAAGUGGCUCAAUCUUUCAGGGAACAAUAUUAAAACAAUUGAACAUCUCCACACCAAUACUUUGUUGGAAUACUUGUCUCUUUCUGAAAAUAGUAUAUCUCAUAUUUCCAACCUUUCUCAUCUCGUCCAUUUAAAGCAACUAUUUCUACACAAGAACCAUAUCGGAGGGUUGCAUCACUGUGAGAUUUAUCUACCAGCCAGCUUGGUUACUCUCACUCUGGCAGCUAACAAUCUUACAGACCUCAACCAUGUAUCACACCUAGUCAGACUUACCAACCUACGAGAGUUCUCCAUCGCAGGCAAUCCGUGUGUCAACAUGACUGGUUCAGCUGCAGGAUUCGAUUAUCGGCCUUUCCUUAUCAAUUGGUGUAUGGGGCUCAAAGUCAUCGAUGGGUAUGCAGUUGAUGACAUUGAAAGCCUGAAGGCAGAGUGGCUGUAUAGUCAGGGCCGGGGCCGCCAGUUCAGGGUGGGGGAGCAGGAGGGCCUGGUGCAGUACCUUGCCGAGACUUGCCCCCUCAACAGUCAGCAGCUAGAGACUGAACAGGAGCGCAAGUUGAGGCUAAUACUCAGCAAGGCUCAGCACCACCAGCAACAGCUUCGCCAAGAGCAGCCUCGCCAUGGCAAGAGUGGGAGAAAUAAGCCGUACAAGCCGAGUGUGAGUGAGCUGAUGACCCGUAGCCUAGACCCCACUCUGCUGGACUCGUGCACAUCGCAGUCCCAACUGAAUGAGGAGGCUCUGCUGAGCCAGUCGAUGCACUGUCCCCCACUCAUGACACAAUCAGUUCACUGUCCACCCACCCCUGCUCCACUCCCUUUGCCUGCUGCCAGUCAGCUAGUGCCUGUCCCUGAGAGUUUGGUGAGUCCGUCGGUAGCAGUUGUCCCGCUGGUGCCCAAGUUGCAGACCAUCCGGUGCCGUGCCCAGGAGAAACGGGACAAGAAGAUUGACCAUGAAAUGGAAAAAGCAGCUGUCUGUAUCCAAAAGGUGUGGCGGGGCUACCACACUAGGACAUCUGACCGUAGAGUACUAACUGUGUACCAACAAAUACAGGCGCUUAGGACGAAUCAGUAUAUCAAGAAACUGUCAGAAGAUAUGCAGGCAACAAGGGAAGCUUUAGACAAUGAGCACAAAAUGCAACUCCUGCAGAUGCAAGCCAUCAAUGCCCUGUGGAAGAAGGUUGUGAGCUUACAACCAAGACCUGAAGGUGGUGAUGUUCGAGAUCUGACUGAGACUUGUUCUAGACUCAAUGCUCAGGUUCAGCAGCUGCAAGAGUCGAUGCAGGAAGUGUUGCGAUGUGUGAGUCCCAGUCAGCCUGUAGCCACGUCAGGCAGCACGACUUCCACACAGACAGAUAUAGUAGCAGUACACACCCCUCAGGAGCCUCACGUACACCCCCUGCCCCGCCCCUCGUCUCUGCCCCUUCCCCCUGCCCAGCUAGCCCAGUUUGCCGAUUGUCUGGUAGACGGAGUCAUCAAGACCACAGUAAAGGAGCAGGAACAACCUCUAGAAGCGGAGACCACUCAUGUCAGUUAAAAUAACCAAUUGCUUUAAGCUUAGGCAGAUUGAUUUUCUGUACAGUUCCUUGAAAUCACCAAAGAACUUCUUAGUUUUGUUCUUGGCAGAGAAAUAUUGUAGUAUUUAGUCAGCUAUCCUUAAUUUAAGAGAGGAUGGCAAUGAAAGAACACAUAUGUAUCUUAAUUCUCGUCUUCAGAGAUUUUAAUUGAUUUUUAAACGUUUUGUAGUGUAAGAAGUGGUCAAAAAAAUUUAUGUAUUUAAUCUCAGCCUUCUUCAAAACUAUUAAGACUGUUUGUAUGGAAAAUAUGAAAAUGAUAAACAAUUUGAGAUAAUCACAAAAUAUAUUCUUUAUCACAUUAUUUUAUCAAACGAGACUUUAAAUGUGGCAUUGCUUAUUUUGUGAUUACUAUAGUAAUUAAUUUCAUUAAGAAAGUAACCAAAUUUUCAUUUUGGUAAAAAAUUCUCUAAUUACAUUAAUUUUUAAUUCAUAUUCUAAAUAAUAUUUUGCCUUCUUUUCUAACUCUCUCUAGCUUAAAAAGAAUGUUGUCUCUUUUGUACAUUAAUCUAUAUUUUCAAUAAUAUUUUGUCUUCCCUUCUAACUUUAUCUAGCUUACAAAUAAUGUAUCCUUGUACAUGUUCUUUACUGAUUUCAAGAAUCUGUAUUAGGAAACAUACAAACAUAAUAAAAUGCAUAGUAGCUACCAAUCUUUCUUUUUUCUGCAUUUGCUAUAAACUAACACAUGACAACAAAGACUGAAAAUGAAUCUCUCAAAAAAGAAAAUCUAAAGGUGCACAAACUAUACUAAUUUAUUUCAAUUACUUUUUCUACGAAGCUUUACUAAAGCAACACUGAGCAUAUUUGUGAUAACUUAAUGUUAAAUAUGGAUUAUAUGUUUAGGUACACGUGUAAUUUUAAAGCUUGCAUUUUGUAUUUAUUGUUAUUUAUUAAUUUAUACUAAGUUAUAUUUUGUAUCAUUUUUGUUAUUUUUAGUCACAUGUUUAUUUUGUUGCCCUACUAUUAAUAUUAAUUUCAACUUGAAUAAAAGAGAAAUGUUUAGUGAAAUAUUUGUUACAAUCAGUGUAAAUAACUUGUAAAUGUCAUGUUGAAUGUUAUAUAGAAUAUCAGGGUUGCUACUGUGAUUAAUGAUAUAAUAGUUUAAAAUUAUAAUAUUUAUAUAAUACAAAUGCUAUACUUGAUUUUUACAAUUUUUUAUGGUAUUUGCUAACGUUUAACUGUGUUUUAUCACUUGUAUUGGAUUGUUUCAAAACCUAAAUUUGAAAACAAGAUUUUGUUAACUUGAGAAGUGUAGAUUUAGCAACCCUGUAGACAGAUCCAUUAACGUCCAUGUGUAAUGUAGACAAAUUUUUAGUAUUAAAAUGUGAGGCAGUAGAGUUUAUAAUUUUCUACUUUAGCAUUCAAAUAACAUUUUGUGAACAAAUUGAUUUGUUAAUUGUUAUUAAGUGAUUUAGGCAAGUAAUUUUACUAGUAACUUUUAAAACAUACAUCUUGGAAUUCACCAUAUUUCAAUAUUAAAUUUAAAGUUCUUGUCUCUA
This is a messenger RNA of Homalodisca vitripennis (glassy-winged sharpshooter), 3630 nucleotides long. RefSeq lists its product as uncharacterized. The record is from RefSeq and is a predicted model, not a curated record. Bases 259 to 2094 code for a protein of 611 amino acids. Gene Ontology annotation, molecular function: protein binding. Lineage: Eukaryota; Metazoa; Arthropoda; Insecta; Hemiptera; Cicadellidae. The transcript has 12 exons.